AUGAAAUUAGUCAGGUAUUUUGGAUCUCUAUCUUCCACAAAAGCUUUUAUGUAUAGCCCGCCUCCUGUUCCUCCUCCACCUAAAAAAUCUUAUAAAAUCCCAUCCCCUCACCCAAUUAGAAUGAAUGAAAAGAAAGCUGAAGUUGUUUCCUAUCGAAUCCCCAAUCGUCCAUUGACCGAGGUAUAUGAAGUUCCACUCGAAGCUAGAAUUGCUUUAUUUCCUUACUUUGAGGCCCCAGAAGACUCAAAAUCUAUAGAAAUCGCGGUUGUUGGAGCUCCAAAUGCAGGCAAAUCAACACUUAUCAAUAAAAUCCUUGGAGCUGAGAUUUUUGCGACAUCUAGAAAAGUAAACACAACAAUAGAUGCAAAGGAAGGGAUUAAAACAAUAGAUAACGUUCAGAUGGUAUUUCAUGACACUCCAGGAAUUAUUAGCACCCAUGGGAUCAGAACAAAUAGGAUUUCAACCCUCGGCUGGGAUUCAGUCUCUUCAUCAGACUUGACUCUGUUUUUAGUCGAUGCUGUAAAGGUGCUGCGUGAUGAUGUAAAAGCAGCUGCUUCAAGACUGCAAAGAUUGCUAGAAAAAAGAUCAGAAGAUAUUGAUAUACCAGAGCUGAGAUUGAUAGAUGAAUCAGAAGAUGCCUAUCAAGAAAGAAAAAGUCAGAUACUGAAAACCAUUCCAGCUUAUUUGGUUUUCACUAAAGUUGACUUAGUUCAAGAUAGAAGAAGAGUGAAAUAUAUAGAAAAUGAACUUCAUGAGUAUGCGAGAUUUGACAAAACAUUUUAUAUUUCAACUAAGGAAAAUUAUAAUGUUGGCACACUUGUUAAAGAUAUUAUGGAGUCUGCAGAGCCAGGAGACUGAACUUAUCAUCCAAUGCAGCUGACAACACUUUCUGAUAUUGAUAAAGUAAAUCAAUUAUUCAGAACAGAAAUGCUUGAGAUGUAUCAUGACAGGCUACCUUAUAUUUGGUACACAAGAGUAGUAGGCUGGACUCCAUACCUUGAUGGCACUUUAAGGAUAGAUACAGAACUCAUGGUCCAUAGCAAUAUUCAAGUUGGAAUGGCUGUUGGAAAGGCAGCUAGAUGUAUCAAAAAGCUGCAUUUCAAUGUAAAAUGCAGACUUGAAAAGCUAUACCAGCGACCCAUUUUUCUAACCAUAAAAGUCAAAAAGAUGAAAGAGUAUGUUAGCUGGGCCAUAAGACACAAUAGAGAAGUGAACCUUCUGCAUCCGAAAUUGCAAAUCUCUGAUGAAAUUUCAAAGAAGACUAUAAAAUUCUUAUUAUGCCCCUAUCAAUAGCAAACUUUUUUGGCCGUUAAUAAUAUGCUCUAAAAUUUGAAAAAAUAUAAAUAAUUCAUUUCGAAAUUAUUUAAAACUUCUGACGAGACAAAUGGUUUUCACAACUAAAAACAUAAAAUCCUACUAUUGGAGCCAAUUUUGCCUUUAAUUUUUUUUUAUUAUAGAUCAAUGAUGCUAAUUGAGAAAAUAAAAAUAAAUAAAGAAUUGUAUUAAAUAAUUUUUUUUAAGAAGCAUAUAUAAAAUUAAAAUAUUUUAUAAUAAAUUUUGUUUGUUAUUACAUAGAGGAGAGCUAGAAGAUCCAAACAAAGAAGACUAG
Molecule: messenger RNA, 1609 nt
Organism: Blepharisma stoltei
Lineage: Eukaryota; Ciliophora; Heterotrichea; Heterotrichida; Blepharismidae
Source: the annotation of a GenBank genome assembly